GUAGCCAUUGUAGCUACCACAGUCGCACCAUGAACACUGGAAUAUUCAUACAGUAUAUUCAUAUCUGUAACAACAGCAGCAAACCCCAUGCCAAGGGCUCAGCUGGGAAGAAGACUGCUCUUCAGUGCAGGGGUGUCCUCUUCCCUGCUCUGUUGUGUGACUGAGCUGAUAACGCACUAUCAGAGCUAGAAGGACACUAUAUAGAGGGGCUCCCUUCUCCACCCUCAGCAACUCUGCAACUGCGUGCUCUUUUUGGAUCAUCUUGUUUCACCGCUGGUGCUUCUUUUUGGUUUGCUGCCAUCAGGAGUUCCCUGAGAUUUUCCCCAGAAGGACCCUAUACUCCACCCAUAGGACUGCACUGUAAAGAGGUUUUUCUUUUGUAUUUCAAAACUGCGGUGAAAAAUGAAUGGCCCAGCAGAUCCCUCAAGCCUACUUUUCAACUGCUCACAUCAAUCUAACUUCUCUUUGGAAGCUUCAGAGCAAUGUGGCAAAGAGACACACCUCGAGAACAUACUUUUUGCCACUUUCUACUUCCUAGACUUCAUUUUGGCUUUUGUUGGCAACGCCCUGGCUCUUUGGCUCUUCAUCCGAGACCAGAAGUCUGGCACACCUGCCAACAUUUUCCUGAUGCAUCUUGCUGUGGCAGACCUGUCGUUUGUGCUGGUGCUUCCCACACGCCUGGUGUACCAUUUUUCUGGUAAUCAUUGGCCAUUUGGUGAGAUCCCGUGCAGACUCACUGGCUUCCUUUUUUACCUCAACAUGUAUGCCAGUAUCUACUUCCUCAUGUGCAUCAGCGUUGACCGUUUCCUCGCCAUUGUGCAUCCUGUGAAGUCCAUCAAGCUUCGCAGGUCCCUUUACGCCCAUUUGGCAUGUGCCUUUCUAUGGGUCAUAGUUGGUGUUGCAAUGGCACCUCUGCUGCUCAGUGUGCAGACAGUAGAGAUGAACAACACAACCAUCUGCCUGCAGCUCUACAGAGAAAAGGCAUCACGUCAUGCUCUUGUGUCCUUAGCAGUUGCAUUCACCUUUCCAUUUGUUACCACAGUGACCUGCUACUUACUAAUCAUCAGAAGCCUCAAGAGUGGGAACAGAGUUGAGACACACCUGAAGGAAAAAGCUAUCAAAAUGAUCAUCAUGGUCCUAAUGAUCUUUAUGAUCUGCUUUGUACCUUAUCAUGUCAACCGCUACAUUUAUAUUCUCCAUUACAACGGGACCAAAACUUCCUGUGAAACACAGCGCAUUCUAGCACUCAGUAACCGUAUCACUUCCUGCCUCACGAGUCUGAAUGGUGCCCUCGACCCAGUCAUGUAUUUUUUUGUAGCUGAGAAAUUCCGUGAUGCUUUGUGCAACCUGUUUUGUGGUAAAAAGACUGUAAUAUUGCAUCAAACGUAUGAGGGUAAGACAAAUGAAAGCUCGCUAAGUGCUAAAUCUGAACUGUGACAUUUACCACUGCUUCAACAUGAGAACACUCUGUUCCACCAAAAUCAGCGAAGAGUGCAGAUAUGCAGCAAGACAGUCUACCCGAAGUGAAACUCACUCCUGAGGAGGGAAGUUCCAUCAUUUUAAUGGAACUAAAAUUAGUAAGAACCCCUCUGACAACUGAGAUCACAUGCUCCUGUCUUAGUGAAACUGCAAAUACAAGUACAGUCCUACUGAUUUCCAAGAUGUGAAACUCAUGGCUGAACACUUAGGAAUAAGGAAGGGAACAAAGAGGCUGUUAAACGGACAGCUUCUUUUUUCAAAAGGACUUAAUUCCCAAAGCAUUCAGCAACGAUUUUUCCUAUGCACAAUACAUACAGCCUACUUUGGAAUUGUACCAGCAGUAGAGACCCAUUCCUGAAGUAGAUCUGCCUGAAGAGUGUUUAUACAUCACAGACAGAAAACUGGUACUAAGUCAUAGCAAGAAGAAAAAACAAAAUACUGCAAUGCUCCCAACCAGGACUGGAAUUCAGAUAGUACUCACAAUUUUUUAACUGCUUCUCAGCAUUCAGAGUUGGAGAUGAGCUCUAAGCUUCACAUUACUACUUCUACCUGCCAUCAGCCAUGGCCCCAUGGCUUCAGACAGAGGCCAGACAACAUUCACUACACCUUAUCUUUUACGUAGUUCCAUGCAAAACAUCAGAUGUCUUGAUAACGCUCAAACUGAAGAAUGGAAGAGGGCAGUUUAGGAACACAGCAUUCAUCUUUACUACAUACUACGAACUUCUGUCUUAAAAAAUGGUGAAGGUGAAGAAAAGCAAACAUAGGAAAAAAACAAUAGAAUCAUUUAGGUAGGAAAAGACCUUCAAGAUCAAGUCCAACCAUCAGCCUGACCUACCAACUGUCAUCACAAAAGCACGUCCCUUAGCACCACAUCCACAUGCCUCUUAAAUACCUUCAGUGUACUGAAGUCCCAUUUGCCCAAAGGAGAUCCUUACCUUCGAGGUGUUUUACAUUUAUUUAAUUUCUGCAAUUUACCUAGCAAGACUAUUUAUUCACUGCAAAUAAAGUAGGGAUUACCUUAACUACCCUCACUGAUAUAAAUUGCAUCCAGUGGAAUAUGUCUGGGAACGACAAACACACCAGGCAAGACCAGGUACAAUGAGAAAGUGGAAAAAAGACCUAAGAGUUUCCAAUAGUAUUUACUAGCAGAACGUUUCUAUGCUAUAGUGAUAAAUGUUAGCGGAAAUGACGAUAGGUGAAUUAUAUUUUGGACAAACACAUACCUAGGCGCACACAUCCCUCUUCUGGGCUUUUAGGAAUGAGCUACUUGCAAUUUUAAGUUUGGUCCAUAAAUUAUGAAAUCAAACCUACUUUUUCUUUCUUGAAUUGUUUCAAUCCUAGCUGCUUUCCUAAAACACCUAGGAACUCUCCUAGGUGCUAUGACAACAGUACAAAUUCUAACAAGCUGAAGUGUCAAAAGAAAAUCUAUUACAUCCAGCUCUAAAAACUAAGUCACAGAAGUUGCAUGCAGGAUUGGACAGAAAAGGGACUGAGACAGCUUCCCACUGUACAGGAUACAAAUACAGAACCUUGACUUCCCCACCAUUCAGCUAGUGAAAAUAUAAACUCCAGGAAACUAGUAAGCUUUGUUCAAGACACAUGACAGCCAGAAAUUAACCAUGAAUUGUGCAACACUGGGUGCUAUCUGCUAGAGAGUUUUGUUUUCUUAUGAUUUGUUUUUGUACAAGCUUCUUUCUAUGUUUUUAGCUUCUUACUUCUAAAUUAAAUGCAUUAAUCAACCUUAGGACCUGUUUUUAUGUUUCUGAAUAUGUAAAAUGAAUGGUUUCUGAAGACCAGUGGAAUCUUAUGCUGAAUAUGCUUUGAAGUAAUCCUCUAUGUUAUUCUCUUGGACUUUUGCUAUGCCUUGAUUUGCUGCUGUGCAACUUACUUGACAAAUAGCCUACCCAGCAUCACAUAAUCCCUUUUUCUCACUUGCUACCUGGCCUUUUGCCUAUAAUUCCUUUCUUUUCCAGAGCCUAUCCGCUCACUACUAAAAUUUAAGUUUCUGCUUUUUAUGCAUUUAAUUGAAUGAAGAACACUAUUCUUCAUUCCAUUUCCCAUCUCCUAACAGGCUACUCCUUAGAGCUUCUCCUCUACCUUUCCAAGCUUUACCUCCCAGUAUACAGUCAACCAACCACUCUCCACAUCUCACUAAUGUAUUGAUAACAGUGACACAACUUCCAUAGCUCCUGCUCUAUCUUACCUGCCAGCAUUCUUCACAAAACCCAGGUCAGCAAGUGCUACAUCACAGAGCUCACAACGGAAACAUUCUGGGUGCCAGUUAUUGUUCAUUGCCUUGAUAACACGCCCAAUGAUGAACUCACCUACAAAAGAAAAGCAACACCUUGAGAUGCAGGCAGAAAACAGUUUUAUCAAAAAUUUACUGCCCUUCGUAAUUCUCCCCUUUUUAGAUCCACAAGACCUGCUACAUUCUAACUUCAGAAAAAAUAAUUCUUCCCACAGCCCCAAAUUUUGGGAUGCCCCAAAUCACUGCUGAUAUGUUUUGUUUCUCUCCAGAGUUUCUGCUCCUUAAAUGACUCCAACAAUCCCAGCCCAAGGCUGGACAGCAUUCAGAGAUGGAAGGUUUGCACGGCCCUGUAGCUGCUACUCUGUGGUGUUGACAAGGAUGCAUAUGCUACAAGGGAGACACUGCUAAAAGAAAGGCCACUCGCCCCUAACCUCGAGGUUUGCUGUAGUAAAUCCAUAGCUGGAUGAGGCUACACAGAUCUGUAUUUGGACACCUUACCACAUUCCCCACAGCAAGGAGCAAACAGCAUCUGAAAGUCAUGCUCGCAGUACUUCCGACCUUCAAACUGUAAACAAAAGAGAGAAGUAGUCCUCAUGAAUAACUGAACCAUGUUCAGUUCAAAUAGUUCAGCAAUAUUUUCCAUUGAAAUAAUUAAUCGGUCAAGGUAAGUCACAUUUUAGAGUUCUAGUCUCCCUUCUAACCUGUUUUUAAACUCCCAAGGAUUUUCUUAAAGCAACAUCCGGAUAUGGUUUCAGCCUUAUAGUGAAUUCAUUUAGCAAACAGUUAAAUCAAAUCUUAUGAAACAACAAAAAUCUUGAGGUGUCCCAAGCCCUUUUCCUAGACUUUUCUUUUUUCUUUUUUUUUUUUUUCUUUAAAUCACAUAUUUGGAAGUACUCCUCCUGCAUGAGACAUACCCACAGCAAGUUAAGAAUGCAGCACAUUUAAAAUAAUGUAUUAUUCAAAACAUAUGCUUGCACAGAUUCUGCAAAAAUAUUUAAACUUCGUUUCUAAAUGGGUUGACCAAUUUCAGUUGCCAGUUGGAAAAGUUUGGUACAAAAUAUCUGACAAUAAACACAAAAAAUCAGUUAAGUCUAAUGAAA
Oxyura jamaicensis (ruddy duck) is the source of this 4827-nucleotide messenger RNA. RefSeq names its product G protein-coupled receptor 17 (gene GPR17). The transcript has 2 exons. Gene Ontology annotation, molecular function: G protein-coupled receptor activity. Gene Ontology annotation, cellular component: membrane. The record is from RefSeq and is a predicted model, not a curated record. Bases 403 to 1437 code for a protein of 344 amino acids. Lineage: Eukaryota; Metazoa; Chordata; Aves; Anseriformes; Anatidae. Gene Ontology annotation, biological process: positive regulation of Rho protein signal transduction; phospholipase C-activating G protein-coupled receptor signaling pathway.